Molecule: messenger RNA, 1680 nt
Organism: Rhizoctonia solani
Lineage: Eukaryota; Fungi; Basidiomycota; Agaricomycetes; Cantharellales; Ceratobasidiaceae
Product: Retrotransposable element Tf2 protein
Exons: 1
Coding region: 1-1680 (559 amino acids)
Source: RefSeq, a predicted model, not a curated record
AUGCUCAAUGGGUCAAGCCCCCAGGCUGGCAAAAUUUGGAAAAAGGCAUCACUGACCUUCACCUAUGAUGGCAAAAAGAUGACGGAAACAUUCCUCAUCUGUAACACCAGAAACCACUUGGCUAUCCUAGGUUUGAAAUGGUUAGAUGCCCACAAUCCAGAAAUUGAUUGGAACUCCUGCACCCUAUCCUUUCCUCACAUGCCACCAGAACAUGUAGCCAUUGCCAAAGAGGAAGAAGCUGAUCAAAAUCCCCUUGAAGGAGUACCCUCCAAAUACCAUCAAUAUGCCAAAGUAUUUGGAGAGGAAGAAUUCAACAAGCUUCCUCCACAUAGGCAUUAUGACAUUGGAAUCAAAUUGACAGAAGAAGGCCUGCUUAACUUGCCCCUAUACAGCAUGACCAAUGCCAAAUCUGCCACACUUAAAGAUUGGCUCAGGGACAAGCUCAAAGCUGGUAAAAUCAACCCCAGCAAAUCUUCUAUCAGUUCCCCUGUCAUGUUUGUUCCAAAAAAGGAUGGCUCCCACUGCUUAGUUGUAGAUUACUGGUGUCUAAAUAACUGGACAAAAAAGAAUGUAUACCCACUCCCUUGCCUGGACAACCUAAUGGCCCAGCUCUGUGGUGCCAAGGUUUUUACCAAACUAGAUCUGCAAUGGGGUUACAACAAUGUCCAAGUUAAGGAAGGAGACAAAUGGAAGACUGCCUUUUGCACCAAGUAUGGCCUCUACAAGUCACUGGUUAUGACAUUUGGAUUGAUAAAUGCCCCUGCCACAUUCCAACACUUUAUGAACAAGCUGUUCAAGGAUCUCUUGGAUGCAUGCGUCAUCAUCUACCUGGAUGACAUCCUAAUCUACUCCCAGGAUGACAAAACCCAUACCCAGCACGUUCACAAGGUCCUGCAGCGUCUAAUGGCAAACCAACUGUUCUGCAAGGCAUCAAAAUGCACCUUCCACAUCACAUUGGUGGAAUACCUGGGAAUCAUUGUUUUUGAUAAAGGGUUCAGCCUGGAUAAGCUCAAAAUCCAGGCAGUUCAGGAAUGGCCAAUGCCUACAAAGGUUAAAGAGGUCCAAUUGUUCUUGGGAUUUGCAAACUUCCUCUGUCAAUUUGUUGCCAACUAUAGUCACAUGGCCAGACCCCUACACAACUUGGUUAAAAAAGAGGCACUGUGGAACUGGGAUACCAAGGAAAAAGAAGCAUUCCAAGGGUUAAAGAAUGCUAUCACUAAUGCCCCUGUACUCUGCCAUGCAGACCCUACCAAGCCCUACUUCCUGGAAAUGGAUGCAUCCAGCGCAGCUUUGGGUUCUAUACUUAGUCAAUGGCAGGAAGAUGGUUGCCUACAUCCAUUAGGAUUUUUGUCAGAAUCAUUCAAGGGUGCCAAACAGAAUUACAACACCUACAACAAAGAACUUUUGGCAAUCAUCCAAUCAUUUGAGUACUGGCGCAUCUUCCUCAAAGGAACCUUACACCCCAUUACAGUAUUCACCAAUCACUGCAACUUGGAAUACUGGAAGGAAUCUUGGACAUUCAACUGCUGUCACACUAGAUGGCAUCUACUACUAGCCAGGUACCAUUUCCAAAUUUUCUAUUGCCCAGGGAAGCAAUCAGAGAAACCAGAUGCCCUCUCAUGCUGUUCCAAUCAUGCCAACAUUCCUCCUGCCAAUCAGACCAUGCUCCCAGUGUCCUAG